This is a messenger RNA of Silurus meridionalis, 2111 nucleotides long. RefSeq names its product TGF-beta receptor type-2-like. Gene Ontology annotation, biological process: cellular response to growth factor stimulus; heart development; transforming growth factor beta receptor signaling pathway. Gene Ontology annotation, cellular component: signaling receptor complex; plasma membrane. Gene Ontology annotation, molecular function: ATP binding; activin binding; activin receptor activity. The record is from RefSeq and is a predicted model, not a curated record. Lineage: Eukaryota; Metazoa; Chordata; Actinopteri; Siluriformes; Siluridae.
GCAGUGUGAUACAGAUCUGAAAAUGAAGGCUUGCACCACACACACACACACACACACACACACACACAUGCACACACAUGUACACACACACAGACAGUUGUUUUUCCUUUUUUUUAGAUUUCCUGUCUGCUGUCAGACUGUGACUCAUUGCGUCAAACUUCUUCCUCGUUUUUCUUUCGAUUGUGUGAGUGUGUGUUGUGUGUGUGUGUGUGUGUGUGUGUGUUGUGUACAGCAGUGGGGAGGAGGAGAUAGAUGAAGAAUAUAAGUGUUUAGAUGGAGGUGGUGGUAAUGGUUGAAGGUUGGAGAUGUUUGCUGAUGAGUGGAGAAGAGCGUUAAUGGAGCGAGCUGGUGUAUCAGUGUGGAGCGGCGUUCUUCUGCUCGUCUCCACUUCCUUUUACUCAGGCCUUCACGCAAGCCCUGCAUCAACUCAGCGUUCGUUUGUUCUGAAUAAAUUGUGUAAGUUCUGUGAUGUGAGAGUGAGUGAGUGUAACAACUCCCAGCCUCACUGCAGCUCUCACUGUCACAUCACCGCCAUCUGUGAGAGGGACGAGGUGUGUGUUAGUGCAUGGCACAGACAGGGGGAGAACGUAACCGUGGAGACGAUGUGUCAUGACCCGUCUGUGCCGUUUCAUGGUGUGAAGCUGGAGGACUUCAGCAGCAGCGAGUGUGUGAUGAAGCGUUACCCACAACUCGGCCCAGACUUCUACAUCUGCUCCUGCAGCACUGAGGAGUGUAAUGACAAGCUCAUCUUCUCCACAGAGCCGUCUCUGAAACCUCCUCCCUCAGUGCUGCCCAUCGUCCUCUUCAUCCUGGUUCCUCUGGCUGUGCUGGUCCUGGUGCUCCUCUCCAUGAUUUACUUGUGCUACGCCCACAAGUUUUACUCAUCCAAACUGAAGGCUGAAGACUUCAGUGACACGCGUUCCAUCCUCACCAUCAAGCAUCAACAUUCGGACAGCGUCUCCAAUUGGCUCAAUCACAACACCGAACUUCUGCCCCUCCAUCUGAAUGAGAUGGUGGGAAAAGGACGCUUCGCUGAAGUGCACCGCGCCCAACUCAGCCAGAAGAGCGAGAACGGGGUGUUUCAAACGGUCGCUGUAAAAAUCUUCCAUUUGGAGGAGUUCCUGUCCUGGAGAACAGAGCGGGAGAUCUUCCUGGACGCAGAGCUCUGUCACGAGAACAUCGUCCACUUCCUGGCGGCAGAGAAGCGCAUGGUGGAGAGGCAGCUGUGGCUGAUCACGGCUUAUUACCCUCGAGGAAACCUGCGAGACUUCCUCAGGGAACAUCAGCUGGAGUGGGCAGAGCUCUGUAAGAUGGGUGGAGACGUGGCAAGGGGUGUGGCUCACCUGCACAGUGACUGCACCGCAGUGGGUGGAGUCAAAGCACCGAUCGCUCACCGAGACCUGAAGAGCGACAAUGUGCUGGUGAAGGACGACCUGAGCUGCUGCAUCUGCGACUUCGGCCUCAGCAUCCGACUCGACCACAACAUGAGCACUGAGGAGCUCGCUAACAGAGGACAGGUGGGCACAGCGAGAUACAUGGCCCCCGAGCUGCUGGAGUCCAGACUGAACCUGGAGAACAUAGAGUCCUUCAAGCAGGCAGAUGUUUACUCCAUGGCUCUGGUGCUGUGGGAGAUCACGUCCAGGUGCACUGCCACUGGAGAGGUGAGAGAGUAUGAGCCACCAUUCGGAAAGUUGAACCAGCCUUGUAUCGAGAGCAUGAAGGACAUGGUGAUCAGAGACAGAGAGAGACCUGAGAUCCUGCACAGCUGGAGGACACACCCUGGUGUGAGUUUGGUGUGUGAGAUGAUUGAGGAAUGUUGGGAUCAGGAUCCUGAGGCUCGGCUGACGGCUGCAUGCAUAUCUGAGAGAUUUAGUGAGUUCAGCGAUACCACUUUCCUCUGCAGCGAUUCCACGCACGAGGAUAAAAUGGCCGACACCCCAGAGAGGGGGUGGAGCUAGUCAGCUUCCAUCUCUGAUAGACGGAGUUGGACAGAUUUCUAUAUACAGGCUUUCACUUUAAUAAUAUAACAUGUAUAAUCCAGCAGUGUUAUUACUCUCGCCAUUCCUGUACUGUGAAUCGUCAUUAUAUAUCACAUAAAGCUCCUUGACCAA